UGAUAUCAACAAAUAGCGGCAAGAGGAAGAGCUAACACGCGGUCCGCGGGCAGCUAUUUUGUAUUCAAUUGAAUUUAAAUAAAUAACUGAAAAUGGUUCAAAAUAAGCAAAAAACUGCAAAGCCGCCAAAGGCCAUAAAAGCCAAAGUCAAGGAGACUGCAGCGCCCAAGGAGGAAAAUUGGCAAAAGGUGAAAAUCAAGGGCCACGUGAUAUCCGAUGAUUUUGGAGGCUACGAAGGAUUAAUUGGCCUGGAAGUGCUCAAAGACUACGAUGCGACGCUGGUCAAGUCCUCCCAGAAGAGGGUCAGUUCCAGGGAACGAGCAAAAGACCUGAAGCAGAAGGCGAAAAAGCGGAAACAGUCCAAGGGGAAAGGAGACGAUUCCAGCGAGAGUUCCAGCGAAUCGGAGAGCGAGGAUGAAGAGGUUACGGCAAAGUCUAGCAAAAAGGCUCGUUUGGCCGAAAGACAUGCCAAGAAAAUGCAGAAAGUUAAAGAGAAGAGGGAAAAGCGAAAGGAGUUACGGAAACAGAAAAAGGGAGAGCCCAAGGACGAUGCCAACAACGACGAUGACUCCGAUGAUGAGUAUGCUCCAGAUCGCUUUGCACUUCUCAGGCCACCACCCUCAGAUGAUGAAGAUGAAGCUGCCCAGCAGGAAGAUUCUGACGAUGAGGAAGUCCCAGAGUUAGUUUCAAUCUCUAAUGGCAAUGGGGUUGAUGUUUCCGCCUGGAACGGGUUGGGGGUACCAGCUCCUAUACUACGCGCCCUAGGCGAGCAAGGCUUCAGUGCUCCCACACAAAUCCAAGCCCUUACCCUGCCCGCUGCUAUCCAUGGCAAAAAGGACAUACUCGGAGCUGCUGAAACCGGCAGUGGUAAGACCCUGGCCUUUGGAAUACCCAUGCUGGCAGGGAUUAUGGAGCUAAAGCAGAGGAAUGUGAAAUCGGGCAUACGAAAGGCGCCAAAAACAAAAGGCGAAAAGCCAGUGGUGGAACCUGCCGACGACGAACACGAGUUGACACCCCCACCCGAAGAAUUGGACCACGUAUCCGGAGCCAGUGACGAGGAAAGCGACAUGGAGGAGCAUAACCAGCGAAUGCAGCGACCAUUAUACGGCCUUGUGCUGACACCUACCCGUGAGUUGGCCGUUCAGGUGAAGAAUCAUCUUGUGGCCGCCGCCAAGUAUACGGGCAUUCGUGUGGCAGCAAUUUUCGGAGGUCUAGCGGUGGCCAAGCAGGAGCGAGUGCUCCGUCAGUGCCCGGAAAUCGUUGUGGCCACUCCUGGCCGACUCUGGGAGCUGUACUGCCAGGGAAACCAGCAUCUGAGCAAAAUCGAAGAUGCAAGCUUUCUGGUGAUUGACGAAACGGAUAGGAUGGUGGAGAAGGGGCACUUUGAGGAGCUGAGGAGCCUGCUCAAGGUCCUCAACUCUGACGAGCAGAAGAAACAGCAGCGGCAGAACUUUGUCUACUCGGCCACCUUGACCCUAGUCCACGAUCUUCCCGAUCACAUGCAAAAGCGAAAUGUGGGCAAGCGACCCAAAUUUGUAAAGCAGACAGUGGACCAAAAGAUCGAAAGCCUGAUCGAGGAGCUGGGCAUUUCCCAACCCAAGAUUGUGGAUAUUACGAGUAGCCAGCAGACCGCCCAGACCCUCACCGAAAGUCGUCUACUAUGUCCACUGGAUCAGAAGGAUUACCACCUGUACUACUUCAUACAGCGCCAUCCAGGCCGUACCAUCGUCUUUUGCAAUUCCAUCGAUUGUGUUAAGCGCCUGGCCACUCUCUUCGGUCUGCUGGACUGCAAUCCUCUGCCCCUACACGCCAACAUGAUCCAGAAGCAGCGCCUAAAGAACCUGGAAAGAUUCCGAGACAGCCCCACUGGUCUGCUAAUAGCCACCGAUGUGGCAGCUCGGGGGUUGGACAUACCCAAUGUGGAGCAUGUGAUACACUAUCAAGUGCCCCGCACCAGUGAGAACUACGUCCACAGAUCGGGACGCACAGCUCGGGCCAACAAGCACGGCAUAACAGUGAUGUUUAUGGAGCCAGGAGAAGUCAAGAGCUAUGUUAAACUUUACAAAACUUUGGAGAGGACUGAGGAUCUCCCGCUUUUCCCCAUCUCGGAGCGCUUCCUGGGCGCUGUUAAGGAACGUGUCAACCUGGCCCGGGAUCUGGAUAAGGAGGAACUGAAGCUGAGACGCACUCAAAGCGAGCGUGGCUGGAUGAAGAAGCAUGCAGAGGAAAUGGACAUGAUCAUCGAUGGUUACAAUGAUGAGUCUGGCAGCGAUCAGGAUGAGGAUCCGUUUGUGAUAGAACGGCGGCGCAAUCGUCUGAGAGUGGAAACGGUUCGCGGUCAGCUACAGGCCCUGUUGGCCCAGCCAAUCUUCCCCAGGGGAUUCAGCUUCAAGUAUCCCAGCAGCGACGCCGCCCAGGUGACCACCAGUCACACUACAAGUGCCGUGGAGACCAUGAAGGCGGCUAUUGAAGAUCAGAAGCAGGCCAAAAAGGAUCGAAACAAACGCAAGCGAAAUGCCUAGGACAAGCUUAACACUAUUUUAAUGGAUCUAAUGUACAUCGUAAGGAAAAUAAAGCUACGAGUGGAUUUUAUCGUCAA
Molecule: messenger RNA, 2599 nt
Organism: Drosophila bipectinata
Lineage: Eukaryota; Metazoa; Arthropoda; Insecta; Diptera; Drosophilidae
Product: ATP-dependent RNA helicase DDX24
Molecular function (GO): ATP binding; nucleic acid binding; RNA helicase activity
Source: RefSeq, a predicted model, not a curated record